This is a messenger RNA of Artibeus jamaicensis (Jamaican fruit-eating bat), 1156 nucleotides long. It is a transcript of the gene GGCT, whose product is annotated as gamma-glutamylcyclotransferase. Lineage: Eukaryota; Metazoa; Chordata; Mammalia; Chiroptera; Phyllostomidae. The coding region runs from base 175 to 732 and encodes 185 amino acids. Gene Ontology annotation, molecular function: gamma-glutamylcyclotransferase activity. The record is from RefSeq and is a predicted model, not a curated record. The transcript has 4 exons.
AAGAGCACUCUCCGCUGACUCCGGAGACACACACUUCUCUCCUAUCCCCGAAAGCUGGGGACAGUGGCGUUGUGGGGACCUCUGAGUUGGUGUUAUCCCCCACUACGCUGCACUCGCCGUUCUCUCCUCAUACCCUUGCUGCCGACGCCCCGGCCGUGCAGCGUCUGAUGGGUCAUGGCGACCUCGGGCUUCAAGAACCAGCAGAGCCAGGAGGAGACUUUUUUGUACUUCGCCUAUGGCAGCAACCUGCUGACCGAGCGUAUCCAUCUCCAAAACCCCUCGGCCGAGUUCUUCUGCUUGGCCCGCCUGCAGGAUUUUAAGCUUGACUUUGGCAAUUUCGAAGGCAAAGAAAGUGAAGUUUGGCACGGAGGUAUAGCCACCAUUUUUCAGAGUCCUGGCGAUGAAGUAUGGGGCAUAGUAUGGAAAAUGAACAAAAGCAAUUUAAGUUCUCUGGAUAAGCAAGAAAAAGCAUAUGUCCCAAUAGAAGUUACUGUUUGCACUCAAGAAGGAAAAGAGAUAACCUGUCGAACUUAUCAGAUGAGAAAUUAUGAGAGCGCUCCUCCUUCACCCCAGUAUAAGAAGGUCAUCUGCAUGGGCGCCAAGGAGAACGGGCUGCCCCUGGAGUACCGGGAGAAGCUGGAUGCCAUAGAGGCAAACGGCUACCGAGGACGGGUCUCGGACGAUGUCGAGGACAUUAUCCGAAAGGGGGAAACCAAACUCAUCAGCACCUAAGAGAGGAGACCUGUGGGUGUUUUCUCUACACACUCACUUGAUGCAUUUUUAACAUGUAGAACAGGGGUCUGGGAUGUGUCUCCAUCUAAUAUAUUUUGAACAUUGCUCUGAAGGGAUGUAUUGCUUGAGUGGUUCCUUGUUUUCAGGCUGUGGGAAGAAGCUUGGGUGGGGGUUGGGCAGUUGCCAGGAGGACCAGGAGGCACCGAAAUGCAGGACGAGUGGAUGUGGGUUCUUCUUCUAAGAACACUUUUCUUUGCUUGACUUGACCUGAAGUGCAUUCUGGCUCUGGGACAAAGGAUAGAUUUGCAACUUCAUGGCAGUGCUGGUGACUCGCAAUGCUCUGGAAUUACUAUUUUUGUCACCUUAAGAAGAGCAAGCAAACUGCAGAGACAGUUGGUAAUAAAACUUUUUAGAUUUAAAAGCU